AUGAAUUUCACCUUCGACUUAGUUCAAAACAUCUCUCAACUGCUGUCACCUCUAAUAACUGAAGAUGAAUUAAAAUAUCUUGAAAAACUUCCAAGAGGACCUUUAUCUAGUAAACCGUCUAAUAAAGAUACUUUUGUUCCUAGUCUAUUGAAAAAUGCAGAAGAUGAAGUUCUACGUUUAUAUUAUAAGCAGGAAUACUUUAGAAAAGCCUAUAAUGAUACACUUGAACGAAUGAAUACUUUAGCUAACAGUCUGCCAUCAUAUGCUCUUGACUAUAUUACAACGCCAGGAGAUCAUGAAGACGUAAUUAACAAAGAAGGUGGAGAGGAGGAGGAUAUUCCACUUGAUCCUGAUUAUAUUAAUUUUAUGAUGAAAACUAUACAACACCGUCGAAAUCGUGAUAAUAUUGAAUCAAAUUUAUACGAUAUUCAAUCAAUGUUGAAAGCACCACCUCGUAAAUUGAAUAAAUCUACAGAUAUUCAAGCAAUUGACUCUCAAGUUGAAAUGCUUGAAGCUUCUCUAUUACAUUAUUAUGAAUUUUUAUCACCAUGUCGUGAUUCACCAGUAUGGCCUGUUUUACCAUUAAAACGAAGUUUGUAA
This is a messenger RNA of Schistosoma rodhaini, 600 nucleotides long. The record is from the annotation of a GenBank genome assembly. Lineage: Eukaryota; Metazoa; Platyhelminthes; Trematoda; Strigeidida; Schistosomatidae.